Caenorhabditis bovis is the source of this 2331-nucleotide messenger RNA. The record is from the annotation of a GenBank genome assembly. NCBI's taxonomy places the organism in Eukaryota, Metazoa, Nematoda, Chromadorea, Rhabditida, Rhabditidae.
AUGUACUAUCCGACGGUUCAUCGUAAAACAGGUACAACGCCGGGAAAGAAGCAGGUAUCGUUUUCGUUGGACAAUGCGAAUGAUAUUGCGAAUGAGCCGGCUGUCGAUGAUGUCGAACUGAGCGAGAGCGGUGACGAUCACAACGAAAAUAUGAACGCCGGUCAUGGCUACAAUUUUGUUCGGCGACGUGACACAAUUGUCGACGAGAAUGCCAUGCAGCAUCUCCUUCUUCAUGAAAGCAUUUGGAGCAACGCGUUUCGAAAAAGGCGCCGAUUCGAUAAUGAUAAUGCGUCAACAGUCUCCAAAUUUCAGCGGUUCGCUGCUAUUAUUCAGAUAAUUUACGACAAGUCAAGAGUUCAUAAUCUUAUUCCAAUUAUUCUUUUAAUUGCUUAUUCGGUAAUUGGAGGAUUAAUUUUCUGGUCGAUUGAAAAACCACACGAAGAAGUUAUAUUAGCCGAGAAGCGGAAUUUCAUUGGUUCGCUGACAAACGAUCUUCUUGAAGAUAUUCUUUAUAUUCAUACACGACUUGUUGAUUUUAAUCGCGCUUAUAGAAAUGAUACCGACCGCUUGAAUUUACAUUAUAGGGAUUAUCGGAAAUAUGCAUUAAAUAAACUUCACAAGAGCGUUUAUUGGUACACACUAUCUACAUUUUAUUUGACGGAGCACGAAAUGCAUAAGGUGGUCGCGUUGCGACCACGUGAGCCCGAGCCCAUUUGGAAGCGGCAUUUCGAGAGCAAUUUGGGACGAAUUCGAGCGCUGAAGAAUUACACUGAUCAACUAUGUCUUCGAUGUUGGGAACUUGGUGUAGAAGGCGCGGCUAAUGGUUGGACAAUGGUUGAUUAUAGUUUAAAGGUCAAUGCAAGUGUCGAAGAAUACAAUAUGUCUGUUGGUCUUGGGCAUGUGUUAACACCAGUGUGGACCUUUUGGAAUGCAAUGUUCUUAGCAGUAACAACUUAUACAACAAUCGGGUAUGGAAAUAUAACGGCAAAAACGGAUCUAGGAAAACUUGCUGCAAUGGUUUACGCUGUCAUCGGCAUCCCUCUAGUUCUUAUGAUUCUCCAUAAAUCAGGACGACUCUUUUUAAUGGGAUUGGAAAGAAUGUGGGAUUUUAUGAUCAGGGUAGCUGAGCAUUUUUGUGUCGGAUCAGGAAAGCAGCGUGUCAAGGUUUCAGAAGAGGAUCGAAUUUCUGAAAUGCCGCUGACAUUGGCGAUUGGUGUGGCAUUUAGUUGGAUGUUCCUUUGCGCGGCAAUUUUUCUUCGAUUCGAGAAAGAUUGGGACUACUUCAAAAGCUUCUACUUUUUCUUCUGCUCUCUUACUACUAUUGGAUACGGCGAUGUUACUCCAACAAACAGCGAGGAUAUGUUUAUAAUAUUUGGAUUGAUUAUAAUCGGGCUCUCUUUAGUAUCAAUGUGCAUUAAUGUGAUUCAAUUAAAGCUCGAAAAGUUCUUUGAGGAACUCUUGCUAACCCUCAUGGAAGAAUAUAAUGCGGAUCCGGAUGGUACUAGACUCAAAGCGGGAACCAUUGGAAUGAUGGAGAUGUGGAGGGCGUGGAAAAAGCGAAAAGGGCGAAUUGGGAAUGGUUUGGAGAAGGCAAAAAGCGCGAGAAUUGCCGCCAACAAAGCAAGCGAAAAUUUUGUGAAGAUGUUGCCAUUUUCGAGGCGAAGAGAACGCCAACACCUCAUCGCCGAAUUGCAACGAAAAUUGCAACGAAAAGACAAAUCGACGCAAACCGAUUUUUAUAGUGAGGAAGUGUUCAAUGAGCCGAGUGAUGUCGACAGUUGUGUCACGGAUUUCCGGAAUUCUGUGACUUCUGAAAAAUCUCACGCACAUCUCCUGCUAAUUCCUGAUGGUCCCAUCUGUGGGCCGUCAAGAUGUGAGAGCCGACCGGUUGUAGCAAUGGCCGAGCCGUCGUUUUGCUCCUCGUCUUCACUUGUGCCCCCGUCAUUGCCGUCGCUUACAAAUCGAGCUAGCUCCCCAUUCCCUACCUCAUCCUCCAGCUCGAGAAUGUCAGGUUCGGCAAAAUCAGCGCCGGCGGCGAGCCCAAACCGUCAGCCAAUUGAUUUCGAUCCUACACGCCGAUGGACAUUUGUCGCCACAAAUAGGAAUCAAAGAGGCCAACCACGCGGCCUUGUUGUUCCUUAUAUGUACACAAGAAAUUUGAACUCCGUUGUUCAUAAAACAGAGGUUCGCCGCCUGAUUGCCGAGAUUGAUGUCAGAUUACAGGAUUGUCGUUCUUUAAAUACUCCGAAUAAUUCGGUAAGAGGAACAGUGACAGGAAGCUCAAUGACACGCUCACUGCGAUCCGAAUCAUCAAUCCCAGAAGAAUUAUAA